AAAAGGGCCCCAAAGCACAAACUCUGCUCCGAGCCCUCGGUGCCUCUUCUGAGCCCUUAAUGGGCUCCUGUCCCCUGCAAACACUUCAGCUGCCUUUGACCUGCUUCCACCCCACAGAGCUCAGGGAACGUCAGCCCUGGCCCCUGAAGCUUCUCUGCAAGGAUGGGGAAAGGAAGCCAAAGGCCAAAUUCUUCAAGCCAAGAGGAACCACUGAACAUCUGCAGUGAUCCAGAGAAAGAGUCCAAAUGUGGGUCCUACAGAACCGAGUCAGGGCGGAGAAGAUCCCCCAGGGUGCAUGUUCUCCUCGCUCUGAGUGUGUUCCUUGGAAUCCUCACCUUGAGCCUGGCUGGAGCAGUGACUGUUCUCGGUGUCAGACCCCGGUUCUCUGAGCUGGAAUUCUCCCACGUGUGCCCAGACACCUGGCCUGGUUUCCAAGGAAAAUGUUAUUAUUUUUCUGAGGCUGAGGGCAACUGGACCACGGGCCGGGAAAGGUGUGAGGCCCUGGGAGCUUCCCUGGCCACCAUAAGCACCAGGGAGGAACUGCGCUUCCUUCUGCGCUAUAAAGGCGAAGCAAACCACUGGAUCGGGCUGGGAAUGAGGGAUAACGGCUGGGAGUGGAUCAAUGGCACGGCCUUGAACGGCAGGUUUGAGGUGAGGGGUGGGGGGCCCUGUGGGUACCUGAACCAGGGCAGGAUCAGCUCGUCCCUGUGUCACACGGAGAAGAACUGGAUCUGCAGCCGCCCCGACAACUUCGUCCUGUGGGAGGGGAAAUUAAGAGACCCCAAACCAGGACUUUCAACCUAAAUCUCCGGCCAGAUGUGGGAGCUUCACCCCAGCACUGCAAUUGGAACUGCUGGGGGAACAUCUCAGUUGUCUGGCUGUGAAAUUUUCGCUGAAUAUCUCAAAAAUACCUUGUAUUGGAAGGGACCUGACAAGGAUCGUCAAGUCCAACCCUCAGCCCUGCCCAGGCCCAUCCCCAGGAGUCACCCCCUGUGCCCCAGAGGAUCAUCCAAACCCUCCUGGAGCUCUGGUAGCCUUGGGGCUGUGCCCACUACCCUGGGGAGCCUGGGCAGUGCCCCCCAAACAGCCUCUGGGGGAAAAAUCUUUUCCUGAGACCCAACCUGACCCUACCCUGGCACCUCUCCAGCCAUUCCCUGGGGUCGGCAUCCAGAGGGACCUUGAAAAGUCCUCCAGCAAAUCCUUGGACACUGUCUCCCAGGGAACAUUCCUGGAAAAGCUGCAGCCCAUGGCUUGGACAGGGCCUUCUGUGCUGGGUUAGGAACUGGCUGGAAUGUCCAGGCCUAGAGAGUGGUGGGAAUGGAGCUACAUCCAGAUGGCUGAAUGACAGGCUGAAGGAAUGUCAACAAACUGAUUUCCGUCCCGUUGGAAAGGGAUGAAAAAAACUGGAGAAGGAAGUUUGGGAGAAUGGUGGAUUUAGAUGGGUUUGGAAUGUUUUAAAGUAUAUAUAAAAAAAAAUAAAAAAAACAACCAACCGCAUCAGUUCCCAGUCGUUCCCCCCCCAACUUGAAACGAAACAAACCCAGAGACACCAGCAACAAAUUAUCCCCAGCCAACCAAAAUAUUAAACACCGAAGGACAGAAAACACUCCAAACCACUCAAACUCCAGCAGGACCCAGCUUCCUCCAGCACUCCAUGUGCCCAUGGCUGCCCAUAGCUGUGUGGGGAAGCUAUGUCCAGUUCUGCAGCACAGUCCAGUUCCAAAUAUAGCACAUACUUAAAUUAGAAUCAUAGAAUCAUAGAAUCAGAUGGGUUGGAAAGGACCUCUGAGAUCAUCGAGUCCAACCCUUGAUCCACUCCCACCACAGUUGCUAGACCAUGGCACUGAUGCCACAUCCAGUCUCAUCUUAAAAACCUCCAGGGACGGAGAAUCCACCACUUCCCUGGGUAGCCCAUUCCAAUGGCUGAGCACCCUCUCUGGAAAGAAUUUCUUCCUAAUAUCCAACCUAAAUCUCCCCUGGCACAGCUGAAGACCGAGCCCUCUUGUCCUACUGUUGAUUACCUGGGAGAAGAGACCAACCCCCACCUGCCUACAACCUCCUCUCAGGUAGUUGUAGAGAGCAAGGAGGUCUCCCCUGAGCCUUCUCUUCUCAAGGCUAAACAGCCCCAGCUCCCUCAGCCUCUCCUCACAGCACUUGUGCUCCAGUCCCUUCCCCAACCUCCUUGCUCUUCUCUGCACCUGCUCCAGCACCUCAACAUCUUUCCUGAACUGAGGGGCCCAGAACUGGACACAGCACUCCAGGUGAGGCCUCACCAGCGCUGAGUACAGGGGCAGAAUCACUUCCCUGGCCCUGUUGGCCACACUGUUCCUGAUGCAGGCCAGGAUGCCGUUGGCCUUCUUGGCCACCUGGGCACAUUCUGGCUCCUGUUCAGCUUCCUGUCAACCCAAACCCCCGGGUCCCUUUCUGCCUGGCUGCUCUCCAGCCACUCUGUGCCCAGCCUGUAGUGCUGCAUGGGGUUGUUGUGGCCAAAGGGCAGGACCCGGCACUUGGCCUUGUUGAACCUCAUCCCGUUGGAAUCAGCCCAUCUCUCCAGUCUAUCCAGGUCCCUCUGCAGAGCCCUCCUGCCUUCCAGCAGGUCGACACUCCCUCCCAACUUGGUGUCAUCUGCGAAUUUGCUGAUGAUGGACUCAAUCCCCUCAUCUAAAUCAUCGAUAAAGAUGUUAAAAAGGACUGAGCCCAGCACUGACCCCUGGGGAACACCACUGGUGACCGGCCGCCAGCUGGAUGCAGCCCCGUUUACCAGCACUCUCUGGGCCCGGCCCUCCAGCCAUAGCAAAGUUAUGAGAACAUGUUUUCACAGCAUAAUAAGAGGGAUUUUUUUUUAUACUCAGCAAAGAAAACUCAUUUAAAGGCUUUUAUUGCUGUCACUCUUCUAUUGACCUCAAGUACAGACUUUGCUCCUUUCCUUUGGUUGCAAAGGUAAGCAGGGAUGGAGCCGCUUGGCUUAUUAUAUUAUCUAUAGUAACGUAAAAGCAUAAAAUUAACACUUAAGUGUAGGGAACUGAGAUUAUAUUAAUCUGAUUCAAGCCCUGUCAGGGAUAAGAUAAAUGCAGAUGUGGUGAUAAAUCCGUGUGUGAGUGAAAUCGCUUGGGAGUAUUGUUCUUAUGGGCAGAGAAUGUGUAACUAAAAAGUUACACUGUGCUUUUUAGCAAGUCAGCUUGAUAUCUCCUGAGAGGAAGAUUGUGUGGGCAGGGGUUGCAUGCCUUUAGUAUUCCUUUAAUACCCUUUUAGUAGCAUCCAUAGUAUUUUCCCUUUAAUUUCCCCUUUUAUGAACCAAUAUCGUGUUAAUAGUUAUCCAUAAUAUUGUGUUAAGAUCCUUUUUGGUAUCCCUUUAACUCCCUUUUUACUAGUUAAUAUCAUGUUACAAAUGCUACUCGUAGUAUUUGCUUUAAUGCCACUCAAUAAGGUAGUUAUUUUGUAUCCUUUUUUGACUUUUGAUUCGCUUUGCUCAGUUUAUUAUUAUUAUUACUACUGUUCUCACCGUAAUAAAGAUAUUUUGUGUGUUUGAA
Molecule: messenger RNA, 3530 nt
Organism: Pseudopipra pipra
Lineage: Eukaryota; Metazoa; Chordata; Aves; Passeriformes; Pipridae
Product: C-type lectin domain family 2 member B-like
Exons: 6
Coding region: 163-804 (213 amino acids)
Source: RefSeq, a predicted model, not a curated record